Messenger RNA from Ictalurus furcatus (blue catfish), 1226 nucleotides. RefSeq names its product B2 bradykinin receptor-like. The transcript has 2 exons. The record is from RefSeq and is a predicted model, not a curated record. Lineage: Eukaryota; Metazoa; Chordata; Actinopteri; Siluriformes; Ictaluridae. Gene Ontology annotation, cellular component: membrane. The coding region runs from base 35 to 1177 and encodes 380 amino acids. Gene Ontology annotation, biological process: neutrophil chemotaxis; vasoconstriction; G protein-coupled receptor signaling pathway. Gene Ontology annotation, molecular function: bradykinin receptor activity.
GUGAAUAAAGGGAAGAGGAGGGAAAUGAUUCGGAAUGACGACUUUAAGAUCCAGCUCACUGUAUUUUAAAGCAGUCAGACAUGUGGUAUGCAUAGUAGAGCAGGAGGGAAAGUGGCAGCAAAUUGGCAGAGGAAAACAGCACAUCUGGAUUGAUUUUCGGAGCGAUUCCACUCAGACGAGCUACCAAAUGGAGCCAGAAAUCCCAGGAACAACACCCUCAGCUUUUCCCACCAGUCUCGCAAAUCAUAGCCUGUGUCCUGAAUCAGAGGCAUGGGAUUGGUUGUACACCAUGCAGCCAGUAUACAUGUUUGUCAUCUGUGUGCUAGGAAUCCUGGGAAAUGUCUUUGUCCUGCUAGUAUUUUGCCUGCACAAGAAAGCCUGCUCUGUGGCAGAGAUAUACCUGGGUAACCUGGCUGCAGCUGACCUUCUUCUAUCAUCUUGCCUACCUUUCUGGGCCAUCAAUGUGGCCAGUGGUUUCAACUGGCAUUUUGGCUCACUCAUGUGUCGUUUGGUAAAUACUGGCAUCAAAAUGAACAUGUACUGCAGCGUCUACUUCCUGGUAAUGGUGAGCAUUGACCGCUAUCUGGCUCUGGUGUUUGCUCUGACUUAUGGCAGAAUGCGGCGGCCGUGGUAUGCUAAGCUGAGCUGCUUGGCUGUGUGGAUUCUGGGAAUCAUCCUGAGUGUCCCGACACUUACCUUCAGGGAGGUAAAGUUCAUCUCAGAGUACUCGGUAACUGCUUGCAUUCUGAGCUACCCCAGCUACACAGCGGAACUGGCCUGUGACAUUCUGCUUGUCCUGCUGGGCUUCAUCAUACCUGUCACUGUCAUUUCCUACUGCACAUGCAAGAUCAUACAAGCAUUACACUGGCAAGUAAUGGAAAGGUUCAAUUCAGUAAAUAAAGAGAGGAAAGCUACAGUGCUGGUGCUGGCUGUUCUUCUGGCAUUUCUGCUGUGUUGGGUUCCUUUUCACCUGGUAACCAUUUUAGAUAUCCUGAUGAGAAUUGAGGUAUUAAGUGGGUGUGCACUAGAAAAUGCUCUGGAUAUCUGUAACCAAAUAUUCACAUAUUUGGCACUGAGCAACAGCAUACUCAAUCCAAUCCUCUAUGUGAUAGUUGGCAAAAACUUCAGAAAGAAAGUAAAGGAGCUCCAUUCAUCAACACGGAAAACAUUUGCAUGAUAAAAAAGCAAACAAUUUAAGUCACUGAACAGAUGAAAUAAGCAUUUGU